Messenger RNA from Candidula unifasciata, 1737 nucleotides. Lineage: Eukaryota; Metazoa; Mollusca; Gastropoda; Stylommatophora; Geomitridae. The record is from the annotation of a GenBank genome assembly.
AUGUUUGUUGAUAUUUUGCCAUGGUGGGAAAGAUGCACCUAUUGGAUUCUUGCUGUGUCAGGUGUUGCAUACUCAGUUUACAUCUUGUUUCUGGAAGGAGACAAAUACAAGAAAAGUCUUGUUAAUGCCUCACUUUCACCCGGUUGGAACUGGCUCGGGAGAGAUCAGGAUCUGAGUGACACUGAGUGGUACAUAUGGCGAAGUAUACUGAAGCAAAGUAUUUUGUUGAAUGCUAUCCAUAUAUUGCUGUCACAGGCAUGUUUCUAUUUUAAAGCCAGUGCAAAGUUGCACUCCUGUAUACUCCUGAUAUGUGAUCUUACUGCAGCAUAUAUCUACUUUAAUGAAAGAGUCGUGGUGCUUCUUGUCACUGCAGCAUUAGUGAUGUAUGUUGUGUCUUUGUUGCGGAGAAAGUCCUUGGUAUGGGUGACGGCCGUGGCACUGGUGUCUUCCUUGAAUUAUGACAUCAUUUAUCAAAUGCAGGUGAAGUAUCUCCAGUUCUUAAAUUAUGAGCAAGAGUUCAAAUUUAAUGUAACAUCUGCCUUCGUCUACAUUCGUCUAGUCAGCUUUGCCAUCGAAAAGAUCAAGUACACGAAAUCUCAGACAACUCCAUCAUUUGUACAAGCUCAGAUUAACUCUAAACCCGAGGAAGAGCUUAAUUCAUAUAACACUGUUGCUGAAAAUAAAGUGAAGAGAAUCGCUGAUUCUUGCAAAAAAAGGAAAACUAGUGUCAGCAAUACAGACCCAUCUAGCAUUCGGGAAACAAAUCCAUGCUUGUUGGAUUUCGAUCCAUCACUAAUUGAUUUAUUGUUAUACUCGUUCUACUUGCCAACAUUUCUUGAUGGGCCUAUCUUUAUUUAUAGCGACUUUCACAAGCAGAUAAACAAUUCAUUUAGAUCUAAAACCUUUAUUCCGAAUACUAAAGACAUAAUAAAACAGCUGAUCAGAAUAGCAUUUUGGGCACUGUUUAUUGAAUUUCAACUUCAUUUUCUUUACUACAGUGCUCUUGCUCUACAUCCCCUGAUGAUAUCCAGAUUACCAAUCUGGGCCGUAGCAGCUAUUGGUUACUGUCAGGGUCAGUUUUUUAUGGUGAAAUAUUUAGUAUUGUAUGGGACAGCUGUCCAACUAUCCAGAUUUGAUGGACUGUCUUCCAUUGCAAUGCCACGUUGCAUCAGUUGGGUGUAUUCAUUUACAGAUAUGUGGAAGCACUUUGAUGCAGGGCUGUACAGUUUCAUCAAGAUGUACAUAUACAUCCCUUUGGGAGGUUCCAGGGCAGGUCUGCUGAGACAAAUCUUUGCCUCGGGUGUGGCGUUCUUAUUCAUCUUCUACUGGCAUGGUGCUAGGGAGGAAAUCUUUAUCUGGUGUUUUGGAAACUACCUCAUGUGUAUAGUAGAGGCUGCAGUGGCUGUCGUAAAACAAUCCAUUAUAGGAACCAGACUGAUAUCUAUUCUGAGUCCUGCCAUGUGCCUGAGAUUGAAAGCCAUCACAAUCUGCCCUGUAUACUUUGCUUCCAUCUUGCAAGUCAUGUUCUUUUUCUUUCAAGGGGAAGUUGGCCGGAUCUUCAUGGCCAGAUUACUUACUAAAGCUAAUUGGACGAACCUUUUGGCUGAGCUGGUGUUUUUCACUGCUGGUAUACACAAUGCUCUAUACAUUGCCAGGAGGUAUGAGCACAAGAAUCAAAAAUUAAAUAGGGAUCAAUAUAAGAAAGUAAAAGAACAUGAUAUUUUGAGUAAUGCCUGA